GUGAAGGAGCUGGACAAUGCCGAAACUGGCGUCGGAAACUAGUCGGUGCAGCGGUGCUCAAAGAGGCGCAAAUAGAGUCUAACUUGCUGUCAGUAUAUUCCAUACGCUCUAACUUUAAUUUCAAAUUUGAUUUAGAUUGACUUACCUUGAACUACUCUCAACCACAAGUCGUUCUUGUCCUUUUGGUCGGCGGUUGUGAGAGUUGGAGAAUUCACCAAGGACGGAUAAACAAGCGCCCGAGAAUAGAGGGGAGAUCCCAAACCCAUAAAACCUUAAACCAAACUAAGGUGACUUUGCGUCACACAUACCCCCCCCCAUUGAAGCAAAUCAAUAUCAAAAAUCUAAGGCAUGUCAUUUCGAAAAAGAAAUGUAGUUGUCUCUUCACCUGGGGCCGCUACACCACCUCCAAGUGCUGCAGAAAAGAAUGUGGUUCCAGGUGUGCGACCUUCGCCAAUCGAUGGACGACCUACCACAUCGACCGGAACGAGAUCCCUUGAUAGUUUGCUGGGUGGGCAUGCUGGUUUACCUCUAGGGACCUCCCUCCUCAUUGAAGAGAGUGGUGCUACGGACUUUUCGGGUGCAUUGCUUCGGUACUAUGCUGCUGAAGGCGUUUUACAGGGUCACUGCGUUCAUGUGCUUGGAGUCGAUGAUUCCUGGGCGCGUGAGUUGCCCGGUGUUCAGGCUUCGUCAUCGCUGCCUGCUGGGAAAUCUGGACAGAAUGCUGCUGCCGAGAAAAUGAAGAUUGCGUGGAGGUAUGAGAGGCUUGGGGAAUUUGGAAAAGAUAGGCAAUCAGGCCCCCAAACUAGCACGGGUUCUAAUGACUUGAGCGGUCAAGCAGUCUUUUGUCACGAUUUUGAUCUCAGCAAGCGCCUGACUCUCCCCGAUCCAACGCUUCUACGAUGCGUCCCUGUGCAUACUCAGGCGGGCGCUAUUAUCACCGGCGAUGAGGGCAUAAGAUCCCCAUUUGACGGCUUUCUGCGGCAUUUGGUGGCACAAAUCUCUUCCCUGCCACCAGGAACGAUCCACCGCGUCGUCAUUCCCACCAUUCUUUCCCCCGUGGCAUAUCCAAGUGCGGCAUCAGAUCCCCGGCAUGUCUUGCAGUUUCUUCAUGCAAUCCGCGCCCUUCUCCGCCGAUUUCCAAACCAACUAACUGUCAUGACAUCGCUACCUCUAUCCCUCUACCCUCGCGUGUCCGGCUUGACGCGCUGGAUGGAGAUACUGAGCGAUGGAGUGUUGGAGCUUGCCCCCUUUCCAUCACAUGCGAACCUUGCUCUAGCUACUAGCGUACCUAGUUCAACAAUUCUGCAGGAGGAGCCUCCACAGGGGUUACUAAGGGUCUAUGAGCUGCCGAUAUUGCACGAAAAGGGCGGGGGGGAGCACCAGAGCGGGUAUACCGACGACUUGGCGUUUACACUGAGUAGGAGGAAGGGUCUAACAAUAAAGCCCUUUAGCCUGCCACCACUUGAUAGCGACGACAGUCCUGAUUCACACCAUCAUGAGUCUGGUCACAGUCAUGGGAAAUCUACUAAAGUGGACAUAGAGUUUUGAUGCAAAUCAAUAUGGUCAAGUCCAAUGCUACGGUUUACGCUCUGGAGGCUGCCUCUAGGUGCAACAGACUGGUGACCUUGUGCCAGUCACCAGCUAUGACAAGGUAGGAAAGCCUGGAACAUACCAUAUGGAUACAAACCAAUAUAUUGUGGAGUAUUGUAGUAUGAGUUCGCUGCGGCUCGGGGUCUGCCUGUGAUGCUGACACUGUACUGGAUGUGUUGGCGUGGGGAUUGUAUGUUGGAGAUUGGAGCAACAUAGAUAUGAUAUACUUAUAAAUAAUCAACGACUCAAAUAGUUCGACCAUUAAAAAAACAAAUUAAAUACAACAUAACGUG
This is a messenger RNA of Pseudogymnoascus verrucosus, 1883 nucleotides long. RefSeq lists its product as uncharacterized. The transcript has 2 exons. NCBI's taxonomy places the organism in Eukaryota, Fungi, Ascomycota, Leotiomycetes, Thelebolales, Thelebolaceae. The coding region runs from base 349 to 1548 and encodes 399 amino acids. Gene Ontology annotation, cellular component: transcription elongation factor complex; cytoplasm; elongator holoenzyme complex. The record is from RefSeq and is a predicted model, not a curated record. Gene Ontology annotation, biological process: tRNA wobble uridine modification.